Molecule: messenger RNA, 1575 nt
Organism: Brassica oleracea var. oleracea
Lineage: Eukaryota; Viridiplantae; Streptophyta; Magnoliopsida; Brassicales; Brassicaceae
Product: probable E3 ubiquitin-protein ligase HERC6
Exons: 2
Coding region: 33-1349 (438 amino acids)
Source: RefSeq, a predicted model, not a curated record
ACAUUUCUCUCUCCUUAAUUUCUUGAGCUGAAAUGGUGCGAUUAUGGUCGAUCGCCAAGCUUCAAAUCGGAAAAUUUUCGACCUUUGGGAUACGGCGAUGGUUCACGACCAUUGGCGGCGAGAGAAGUACUAAAGUGAUGAGCUUCGGCGACGGAAGCCACUUCGCUCUGGGCCUACCAGGCACGGGAAUGGGAAUCGACGCUUACGAGCCAACUCAAGUUUCUGAUCUGCCUUCAGACGUCUCCUUCUUAUCCGCCGGACACUACCACUCCCUCGCAGUCACCUCCGGCGGCGAGAUUUGGGCGUGGGGUCGCAACGAGGAAGGCCAGCUCGGCCGAAUCGGUAGAGAUUCAAAUUCAAGGAGUGUGGCGAAGAGAGUGGAAGGUCUCGAGAAUGUGAGUGUCCGAGGAGCGUUUGCGUCUGGAGUGGUCUCAACCGCGAUUGGAGACGAUGGGUCGUUGUGGGUUUGGGGAAGAUCGAAAAGAGGACAGCUUGGGCUUGGGGAAGGUAUCGUUGAAGCUUUGGUUCCUUCAAAGGUUGAAGCUUUAGGUCAAGAACACAUCGUUAAGGUGUCGUUUGGUUGGGGGCAUGUGCUUGCUCUUAGUGCUGAUGGUAAGGUUUUUGGGUGGGGUUAUGUAGCUGAUGGGAGAGUAGGGAAUGUGGGAGUUCCUCUUGAGGCGUCUCCGCUUGAUUCACUUGCAAGUGGGUAUGGUGAGGAGGCAGCUGAGAAGAAAGUUGCGGAAGCUAUGAGGAAGGAGAACAACAUGCCUAUAGCUUGGGAGCCUCGUCUGGUGGAAGAGUUGCGUGGUGUGAAGGUGGAAGAUAUUGCUUGCGGGUCUGAUCACUCUUUAGUCCUUUGUCGUGAUGGAACUCUUUUGAGCUCUGGGAGCAAUGUGUAUGGUCAGUUGGGUCGGAGGUCUAAUGAAGAUUUAACAAUGUCACCUGUUGAUGUAACCGGGUCUCCUGUUUCAGUAGCAGCUGGUCUUGGUCAUUCUCUAGCUAUCUGCAAUGUUGAGUCAGGUUCCAACACAAGGAGGGUUGUCUCAUCAUGGGGUUGGAACCGGAGCAAGCAGCUUGGUAGAGGAAAGCCAGAAGAGCUGCCAAGAGAAGUGGAGGGUUUGGAUGGGGAAACUCCAGCUUCUGUAUCAGCAGGGCGUGUGCAUUCCUUGUGUGUAACGGAGAAAGGAGAAGCUUGGGUUUGGGGAUGCGGAAAGAAUGGCAGGCUCGGUUUAGGAAGCUCGGUUGAUGAACCUGAACCGAUGUUGCUGGAGGACGUUGAGGGUUGUGUUCUUCAAGCAGCUGCUGGCUUUGAUCACAGCCUCAUCUUAGUGUCUGAUUGUGUAGAUUAAUGUUAGAAUAAAGAAAGUAUUUUAGUAAAACUUUCAUUUUUGUAAGAGCUGAGAGACAUGCAAAAGAAAAAGAGAGAUUAAUCAAAAACAUGAUCACCAAGUGAGUUCUUUUAUCAUACAUUUGUUUGUAUCUUGCCAAUGUGGCUGAAUAUAAGAUGCGUCUUCAAUGCACAUUGUGUAGAGUUCUCUUCUCUCACAGUAGCCAAAAGUUACAGACAGAAACAAA